AUGGCGAAUGGAACAUGCGCUGGAGGUGGAUCUGACUUGCGGACUUUAACAUCAAAUGGAUUUCAAGAAGCGAAUGCAUCGUCCAAGGACGCACGGGGGACGCAGUUUGCAGCCAGAGCCGAGGAUCAUGAAUUCGAGGAAUCUCGAAUGCAAGAAGGUUCACACUGCCUUUUAAUGCUGCCAUGUGAAAUAGCCGCCAACGGUCGCUCUAUGACAGGAGACAUCAGUAAUGUCGCCACACCCAGCCUUGAUGGGACCAACACUUAUACGAACGGAACCGAGUUUUAUGGCGGCUCUUCAAACUUGGCCUUCCUGGCGAAGCUGUUUUCGAAAGCCCGCAAGCGAGCAACUGCGAUGUAUCAGGAGGCCCCUCCAGGAGCGGCUACCCCUCUUAUACCAGCAGAGGAAUCCACUUCGCAGUUAAAACACCUCAAUAACAACAGGUCCUCGCUUGUCGACCUCAUGUACAGUGUUGACUAUCACUCGCCCGCAUUGCAUGGUCCGACGCCGCCGAACCAUGGGCACAUGGAAACGCCGAAUGCACGUUUUGUAAGCCCCAGUACCAGAACCGUGAAUCAAGCCUCGCCAGACUACAGUGCCAACCCGUUGAUCAACGACAGCUUUGCGCCGGCGGGCCCACUGAGGCAGACCCCAGUGAUUGCGUCUGCGCUAACGGCGCCCUUGGACACAGAGCUGGGCACAGCAGAGGUAGAGAAGAUCUUCAUCGAAGCUUACUUCAACAAUGUCCAUUACAUUCACCCCAUGCUGAUAGAAGAAUCCUUCGAACAAGAGUGCCAGAGGCAGGCGUGGAUCAAUCAGCCUACCGCGGGUUGCAAAGAUCGUCGACCACAGUUCAUGGCGUUGUACUAUGCCGUAGUGGCGUUGGGUGCCAUCAACAGCGGCCCCGAUCAGGCUGCGUCCCUGGCAAAGCAAUAUCAAGAUGCCGCCUUCUCUCGUGGACGCGGAAGGAAGCCGGUGCGAUCCGCCUUGGAAUGGGCGAGUCAUUACUUUGGUCUCGCAAAGCAAGCCUUGGGGGAUAUCAUGGAGAUAUCCUCGCUUGAAACCUGUCAAACCUUGUUCAUGAUGACUGUAUUCUGCCAAAACGCGCUCAAGCCACACGCCUGCUACAUGUACAGUGGAAACGCUGUACGGACGGCAGUAGCAAUUGGCCUGGCCAACAAUUCACGAUAUACCCACGCAGAAGAAGUCAAGCGCACGUGGUGGUGCAUCUAUUCGCAUGAAAUUGAGAUGUGUUGCUCGUCCGGGCGGCUUGAUUCUCUGAUGGCUCCUGAGCAUUAUUCUCUCCAAAUACCAGGCAACAAUGCUGCAAGGAGCCCUGAAAUUGCCAUCAUCCCUGCGAUGGUCGACCUUGCCCGCAUACUCAAGAAGGUCUCCACAGACAUUUAUUCAACAUCUGGACGACGCUCGAUGAACGAAAUGUCGCGGAUAGGGCUCGAACUCAACAAAGACAUCGAUCAGUGGAAGGCCGAUUUACCUCCUUUCUUGAACUUCGACUUGGAAUCAUUGGAUGAUCCAGUCUGGGCGUACAAGCAGAAAGUGGUGCUGAAGAUGCGUUUCUACAAUGCCCGCAUCCUUAUUAACCGGCCGUUCGUUGUGGCUUCUGCGCCAGCUCAUGGCUUAGCCGGCUUCUCCUGUCACGUCGACAUAUGCCUUGACGCGGCCCGAAAAACAAUAUUACUGAUCCACAGUGCAUUUGUCAACAGGAUAUAUCUUCGAACGUGGUGGUAUUGCGCAACCUACACUCUCUACGCGAACAUGAUAAUUCUUUACCUCGUGCUGAUGGAGUUCCCUUCGGUGCGCGCAGAGGAGCUCAUUGCGGAUGUCGAAAAGAGUCUGAAAAUCUACAACGCCAUGAAAGAAGUCGUUGUAGCUCGAAGAUGCGCCGAGUUGACCAAGGAAAUGCUCACUGUGGCAAAGAGACAUCAGCAAGAAUUGCGGAGAAGAAAAGAGGCGCGUUGCGAUGCGGUAGCAGUUUCGAAUCUUCCUCCACCUGAUCAUGAUCCGUGGAGCGAUGGCUCUCUCUCGACCGUUUUGAAUCAGUCAUUGCCAGGCUGGGACAAGACUGCCAGCCUAGCGCAUCUGUACGAUCCCAGCGUUCUUGAACAAUUUGCAUUUUCGGCCGACAGAGAAGCCGACGGGUCUGUCGACACCUUGAUGGACUUCUCCACCGGCAAUGGUGACGAAAGAGCAAUUACUGGUCCGAUGUGGGGAAUCUUCGAACCUUUCGAGGAGAACUGGUUGAGCGGAAAUUAA
Cladophialophora psammophila CBS 110553 is the source of this 2274-nucleotide messenger RNA. RefSeq lists its product as uncharacterized. Gene Ontology annotation, cellular component: nucleus. Lineage: Eukaryota; Fungi; Ascomycota; Eurotiomycetes; Chaetothyriales; Herpotrichiellaceae. The transcript is spliced from 7 exons. Gene Ontology annotation, biological process: DNA-templated transcription; positive regulation of transcription from RNA polymerase II promoter by galactose. The coding region runs from base 1 to 2274 and encodes 757 amino acids. Gene Ontology annotation, molecular function: DNA-binding transcription factor activity, RNA polymerase II-specific; RNA polymerase II cis-regulatory region sequence-specific DNA binding; zinc ion binding. The record is from RefSeq and is a predicted model, not a curated record.